AUGGCUGACCUUUUUUGUGUGACAGGUGAGCUCGAGAUUACUUUCCUGUCGAGCUUUUGUCGUGCAGGCAAUAUAGCUGCCUUGCUCGAGGACGAGUCUAAGAUCCCGAUCAGCUUGAAACCGCUUGUCCAACAGCUCAAGGACAUUUUUGAUCCAGUCCCUUUUGAGCCAGAUUCUUCCAAUCAAUCAAAAUCCCAGCCUCUUGACAAUACGAUCUCACAUCAACUCGUGAAGCGCCUGAAUGCUUUUCAUGCAGAAAACUGUACCUGGCUAGCAUCCCAUGAAUGGUCUGAUCUACCUGAUACACUUGCUGCCGAGUUCGCGCCGGUUACGUCACAUGCAAUGUUUGAGACUGGAAUUUGCCACGAAGGAGUACAUUACACCACCUUUGAACGUGAUCCGAAGAACAGCGUAGUUCACGUGGUUUCACGGUCAAAUGGUGCCACUUUGUUUGGAAAAAUCAUGUCUAUAUUCAAACAUGAACGGUGUCCGACUGGAAAUCGACCACCAGUGUCUGAUACGUGGCUCAUGGUUAGAUACUUUGCACCAGUGCCAUCGGAGAAGCCCGACCCUUUCGCCAAGAUAAACUUACCUGACAUGCAGGUAAAUUUACGCCUAGAGAUUUCCAGCACAGCUCGACUGACCCAUAUUAGCGAGAUAAAGGCUCAGUGUGCGUGGAUUGUCUACGAACCAAACGAGAUACAUUUCCUCUUGAAUCUCAAAACCAUUGCAAUGGUUUCCCUCGACCGUUAG
This is a messenger RNA of Melampsora larici-populina 98AG31, 753 nucleotides long. RefSeq lists its product as uncharacterized. Lineage: Eukaryota; Fungi; Basidiomycota; Pucciniomycetes; Pucciniales; Melampsoraceae. The coding region runs from base 1 to 753 and encodes 250 amino acids. The transcript has a single exon. The record is from RefSeq and is a predicted model, not a curated record.